UUAAAUACAAGUUAAUUAUAGCUCGACACGAUGAUCUUUCUGCAGCUCUGGUGGACGCUGAUGGUGCUGACUGGCAGCUCCCAUACGGAGCCAUCGAAACAGUCAGCGGCAGACGCGUGCAGCGAGGAGCUGAGCAAUUUCCAUGCUGCCGUAAAUGAGGCGCGCGAUCAGCUGCAGGAAAUACACUCGAGCUAUGGACAGGUGCACAACGCCGAUGUGUAUCGACAGCGGCGCAAUAGCAUCGAUGAAUUGCUGGCGAGCUUUGCUCAGGCAGGCGAUAAGGCAGCCGCUGAGCGGAAGGAUAGCAAUAAGGCGAAGCCAGAGACGGCGGAUGAUUGGCUGCGUGACUUUGAGGCAAGCAUGGCGCAGGAGCAACCAGCAGAAGCAGAAGCAGCCGCAGCAGAUGAAACAGCAGCAGCAGCAGCAGAAGAUGCUGCAGCAGUGAAAGCAGAACCUGCUGACAAAUACCAGCGCGCCGCAGGCAAGGCCAAAUCCAUGGAUCACAUUAGCUCGUAUAGCAAGGGCUUCGAUCAAACCGAGGUGGGCAAGGUGAAGAAGAAGUACAAGGAGCUAACGGAUGAGAAUCUGCCCGUCAGCCAUCUGCCGAACAAGCCGCAAUUCGAUUUCCUCAGCGGUGGCGCCACCGAGCUGGACAUUAAGCUGCGCCACAUGCAACAGCAACUGGAAAAUCAUGAGCUACAGCAAAGUCGAGACAGUAAAAAGGAUCCCAAGCCGGACAUAGAGAAGGGCCUGAAGGACUAUGGCAAUGAUAUUGUGCCCAAUGGGGCCUAUGAGCAGACGCUCAUACGCCUACAAUUUCCACGCCUCAAUCCCAAUAAUCUGUCGCACGAGGCGAACUAUAAGCUGUCCAAAAUCGAGCAGGAGGCGGCCGAGCAGGCCAACAAGGUGCGUUUUCCCGCUGGGCUGAAGAAGCGCAGCUCCAAUGGCGGCUUCAAUCCCAUGAACGAGAUCAAGCUGAAGACGAGCAACAGGCUGAUGCUAAAGGGCAUGGGUCCCUCGCUGCCCAGCAAUUCGCUCUCUGAUACGCUGCGUGCGCACUAUGUGAAUGAUAUAAUCACGCAGCGUGAGCUGAGAAUGGAGCGCGAGCGCGAGAAGGAGCGAAAGCAGGAGCAGCAGGAGAACGAGGAGCAAGCGGGUGUCAUGCGCUUGCCAUAUGAAUCGCUCAGCUCGAUCGAGGACAGCUCCAUUCGUGGCCUUGGUGCUGAUAGCAGAGCUAGCUCCGAUUUGGAUGUCUCCAGUAUGCAUCUGUUGGACACGCCGCAGAGCUACGACUAUCGCAUGCCCCACUUUGAUCAGUUCCCGGCGUCAAGACAGCGCAUCUUGCCCAAUCUGCGGGACUAUGCGCAUGCGAAUAGCAAACUGAAUUUGGGACGGGAGGGCGAACGCUACAAGCGCCAGCCGGAGACGCAGGCGCAAGCGGAGCUCAAGUUCGCAGAAACUGAGAGCGAGGCGAGCAUGGAGCAAACUGACGCGGCCUUAGGCGGUGGCAAAGGCAAGAGCAACGAUAAGCUGCCAGAGGCAGAGGCCAUAAUGGCCAGACUCUCAGCACCGGAGCCUGCCAUCGCCGAUAAAGUGGAGGCCAAACUGAAGGCAACUGAGGCAAAAAUGGAGAGCCAAGGCGCAGCUCAGCUCAAACCAAAUCAAGAAGCUCAAAUCGCAACGCUCCAAGCCGAAGCUGCUCAAACCAAUAAGCAGUCCACGCAUCAGGAGCAGGUCGAUGCCUCAGCGGAUGCUCAACAGUCGCAAUCUGUGAAUGAGAAUGCCAAGCAGAAUGAAAUCAACGAAGCGCACUCACAGAUGCUCUCCAAGGCAAAGUCUGUGGAUGAGAAGGACAAGGAAAUCAUGCGGAAUGAAGAGAACUCUCUGAAGACAAAGACCAAGCGCGAAGAGUUGUCGGAGCUGCAUGGCAUGUGCAAGACUCAUCCGGAUGCUGUGAUCAAGCUGCUGGCGAAUAAGAUCUCGCAGCAUGAGAAGGAGCGCGAUAAACGCAAUAUCAAGCGGAGGAACAGGAAACGAGGGCUACGCCAAAAACCCAACCGCAACGGUGGCAAGCGACGCAGCAAGCGCUCCGUGGAGACAGAGCCACAGGCAAUGCCAGAGCCACGUGCUCAGGGCGAAGAGCAAUCUCAAUCCGUUCUUCAAUCGGAAGCAGAGUCAAAAGAUCAGACAGAGACACAGGCAAAGAUGCAUUCCGAACUGGAGCUACAAACAGAGGGACUGCAAUCUGAUUCACAAUCCGAUUCAGAGUUACAGAGUCUAUCAAACACCAAGUCGAAAAGAGAGAAAAGAUCCCAGAGCUACCACGAUUUGGACUCAGCCGAGGCUUAUUCACAAUCCCAUUCAGAGGUGAAGGCUCCGUUGGAUAGAGAGAAAAGAUCCAGGCGCUACUCUGAAAUGGAGGGACAGUCAGAGCUACAGUCGGACUCACAGCUAGACAACCAGUUGAGAGCUAAAAGAAAUCAUGACUCCAUGUUAGAGCUACAGUCCGAGGCACAGUCAGAAGGCUUAUCAGAGAUUCAGUCGGACUCACAGCUAGAGUCACAUGCGAUUUCCAAAAGAGAUAAAAAGUCGGAGCGAGAUGCGGAUAUACAAAUAGAACAGCCUUCCCAUGCAGAUGCACGAAAUAUGUUCGAUUCCCGUUCGGAGCUCUUCAUGUCGCCAUCUCAGUCCCAGUCGGACUCACAAACCGGAUCCCAAUCAGACUCGGAGUAUUCUCCACUAAUCCAACCGAAAUUGGAGUUACAGCCAUGGCUAAAUAUAAUGGAUAGUCCAUCGAAAGCCUUAGAUGACUUCGAGGAUCACAAUGGCAAUCGUUUGCAUUACGGAAACCUGGGCAACGAUCUGUAUCUGGAUGCAGCUAAGAUUGCGGAGGACAAUGGUGACGAUGAUCUGGCCUAUGAGAGAUCCCGGUUGUCCAGUUUCAAGGGCGAUGACCUGACACAGGAUUCGGGCGCAGUGGACACCAAUAUCUUCACCAAUCCACGCUACCAGCCACAGCAGCUGCAACAGUUGCAGCAGUGCCAGCCGCAAGUGGUGCAGCGACAACAGCCGCAGCUGGCACAACAAUUCCAUAAUCAGCUGCUGUCCAACAACUUGAAGUCAAAUCUGAACUUUACGAAUCUGUUCAAUGAGCUGGUCAAGCUGCAGAAGCCGCAGCAGCAGCAGCAGAUAUCACAGUUGCAGCAGCAACAGUCGCAGUUGCAUCAGCAGCAGCCGCAGCAGCAGCCACAUCAGACAAAUUUAGAAUCCAAUCACAUGAAGCCUUUGUAUGGCGUGCAUCGUCACUUUGGAACGUCCGCUAAUAAGGCCAACAAGCUGAAUCUUAUGAAUGAUCCGUGUGUGCCAACAAGCAAAGUAACAACCGAACCAUCGACAGAGACAACAGCAACAGAGACAACAACAACAGAGACAACAACAACGACAACAACAGCAACAGCAUCAACUGCAGCAACAACAACAGCAGCUCCUCCUGCUGCUGCUGCUCCUGCUGCUGCUGGCAGCACCAUGAAUCCCGAUUGUGUGCCUAUUCCAACAGAGAGCACAACUUCACGCCCUCAGGCCAGCCCAGCAGCACCCGAUGUCGCAGUCGACAAUAAUAAUAUCUGCAAUAGGCCCGAUGCCGUAAAGCUGAAUGUGUCGCUGAAUGCGAAUGUGUGCACAGAUCCGAAAACGAAUCAAUUCAUUAGCAACGGUACGAUUAGUGUGCAGCCGAGCGGUCAGCGUUUCAGUGCAUCCUCACUUGUGGACGAGGACUAUGUGAGUUUGGAUAGAGACGAGCGCUAUUCACGCGAGGCCAUGGACCGGAACGAAGACGCCAAGCAGCGUCGUCAGGAUCGACACAAAAAGAAAACCAAGAAAAAGGAGAAAAAGGCAAAAAAAGGUGAUGCUAAAGAUGAUAAUGUCAAGAACAACUCAAACUCUACUUUGAGCUCUCCGAGCAACUCUUCGGGCAUACACGUGGAUGUGAAUGAGCCGUAUAGCGAGCACUACGGCAAGCUCGUCUCUGGCAAGUUGUCCGAUGAUAUAGUCCAUACUGUCUUCGAUAUGGUCAGCAAUGAUCCGAGCAUGGAUUCAUUGGUGGCAGUGCUGGCCAAGAAUCGUAAAUGCGCUGUGAAGGCGCCCAAGAAUUUCUAUCAGAUACGCAACAAUCUGAAUGAGAAGCAACUGCAGGAGACGGAGUAUAUGGUGCGUCGCACUAUGGAGACGAUAAGCGAUCUAAUUGAUAAGCAAAUGCAAAUAAAGAACUGCAUGCCAUUGCGUCCCGAUCUGGUGGAGUUCUACAAUCUGAUCAUGAAAAAUAUGGCCGAGCAGCAAAAGACGCGCGAUAAACGUGAGGCGAAUCUGCGACUGCUUGCCCAAAGCAACGAGCAGGCGGAGCACAUUUUGGAGCCAGCGAACAUUGAGCAAAAGUCACGCACUGUCAAGAAGCUGCUGCGAGAGUUCGAGCAGCUGCCUCUCGAGCAGCAGAGGCAGGCGGCCGAUGUGCGGGAUGAGCUGCUCCUGGAUCUCAUCUAUUUGCGUAAAAUGUCCGAUACGCUGGAGCGGAAGCAGCGCGAAGCUCAGCUGGACGGGCUGCUGCACAAGGCCAUCGCUACGGAGGACGCGGAGACAAUACACCCGGAGUUCACGCCACGCUUCAUCAAGCUGUUCAAGACAGCAGAGAUCUUCAAGGAGGUGGGCGAGCAGCAGGCCAGGUCUUUUGUAGGUCUUUGAGAGGGAGCUGGGUUCAGGUAUCUAAAGGAAAUAUAUGUAUGUCUUUUGUUGUGAG
Drosophila navojoa is the source of this 4789-nucleotide messenger RNA. RefSeq lists its product as uncharacterized. The record is from RefSeq and is a predicted model, not a curated record. Lineage: Eukaryota; Metazoa; Arthropoda; Insecta; Diptera; Drosophilidae.